Molecule: messenger RNA, 891 nt
Organism: Heterotrigona itama
Lineage: Eukaryota; Metazoa; Arthropoda; Insecta; Hymenoptera; Apidae
Source: the annotation of a GenBank genome assembly
GAAAUUAAUAAAACAUGUAUUAUUUUUUUAGAAUGUGGUUUGACGAACACACAGAAACGUAUUGUAGGUGGUGUUGAAACUCAGAUCAAUCAAUAUCCGUGGAUGGUGUUAAUGAUGUUCAGAGGGCGAUUUUACUGCGGUGGAUCUGUUAUAAGUUCUCGUUACGUGCUGACUGCUGCACACUGUGUCGACAGGUUCGAUCCAAAUCUCAUGUCAGUUCGGAUAUUGGAGCACGAUCGCAAUUCAACUACAGAGGCAGAGAUCCAGGAAUUUGAAGUCGAGAAAGUGAUCAAGCACAGCGGUUACUCCACGUUCAACUAUAACAACGAUAUCGCGCUCGUCAAAUUAAAGGACGCCAUUCGAUUCGAGGGAAAGAUGAGGCCUGUUUGCCUUCCAGAACAAGGGAAAACUUUCGCUGGAUUGAAUGGAACAGUGACUGGCUGGGGAGCGGUGCAAGAGGCUGGCGCCAUAUCGCAAACUCUACAGGAAGUGACCGUUCCGAUUCUGACGAAUGCAGAAUGUCGCGCGAGUAACUAUCCGUCGCGAAGGAUUACCGACAAUAUGCUGUGCGCCGGUUACCAAGAGGGAAAGAAGGAUUCGUGUCAGGAGUGGUAUCCUGGGGCGAAGGAUGCGCAAGGCCUGGCUACCCCGGUGUUUACAGCAGGGUGAAUCGUUUCCUCUCGUGGAUAAGUCGCAACACCGAGGACGCGUGUUACUGCUAACGUAAAACGGUGAAUAACGCUUUGAUUGUUUUUAAAUUCAUCGAGCUUUGGCUGACUGAGAACUCGACAUUGUGAAAUUUUUUUUUUUUUUUAAAGACUAGAAUUAUUCACCCUCGCGGGAUAUUUCCUGCGUGAAUUUAAGAUUUUUGGAAAUAUUAAUAGACGACCU